Molecule: messenger RNA, 1521 nt
Organism: Haliaeetus leucocephalus (bald eagle)
Lineage: Eukaryota; Metazoa; Chordata; Aves; Accipitriformes; Accipitridae
Gene: HJV
Product: hemochromatosis type 2 (juvenile)
Exons: 3
Coding region: 1-1218 (405 amino acids)
Biological process (GO): BMP signaling pathway
Cellular component (GO): plasma membrane
Molecular function (GO): coreceptor activity
Source: RefSeq, a predicted model, not a curated record
AUGGGGAAACCUGCCUGCAGUGAGAGCCCAGGGCAGCUAGAAAACCCCAGCUUCUUCCUUCGAGCUCUCUUCCUCCUCCUGUUCUGCAGGCAUGUUUCUUCCCAGUGCAAGAUCCUGCGCUGCAAUUCUGAGUACGUGGCUGCCACCCUCAACCUACGUGGCUCCAACAGGAACGCAGCGUACUGCAACGCUCUCCGCUCCUACUCCCACUGCACCCGCAAGACGGCUCGCACGUGCCGGGGCGACCUGGCCUACCACUCCGCCGUCCACGGCAUCGAGGACCUCAUGAUCCAAAACAACUGCUCCAAGGAGGGUCCCACAUCACCGCCCCGACCCCGGCCCCCGGCCCCCAACCAUCAGGGCUUUGAGUCUCUCGAUAUCUGCAACUACGAGAAGAGUUUUCUCUACAAGCAUGGCCAGCCCCCCAGCUACCAGCACUGCGCAGCUUUCGGUGACCCCCAUAUCCGCACUUUCCAUGAUGACUUCCACACUUGCCGAGUGGAGGGGUCCUGGCCUCUCUUGGACAAUGACUACUUGUUUGUGCAAGCAACCAGCUCUCCGGUGGCAAAGGGGUCCAACGCUACGGUCACUAGCAAGCUCACCAUCAUCUUCAAGAACAUGAAGGAAUGCAUCGACCAGAAGGUCUACCAGGCUGAGAUAGACAACCUCCCAGCAGCCUUUGAGGAUGGCUCGGUGAACGGGGGUGAGAGGCCGGGUGGGAGCAGCUUGGUUAUCCGGGAGCGCAGUCCCGGGCAGCAUGUAGAAAUCCAGGCGGAGUACAUCGGCACCACCAUCGCUGUCCGUCAGGCCGGCCGUCAGCUCUCCUUCUCCAUCCGGGCAGCCGAGGAGGUGGCACGCGCCUUCACGGAGGAGCAAGACCUGCAGCUCUGCGUGGGAGGCUGCCCCCGCAGUCAGCGCAUCUCCCGCAGCGAGUGCUGCCGCAGCCGCAUGGCAACUGAGAUGGCCCGGGCACUCUGCAAGGAAUUGUUGCCCGUGGAGGAUGUCUACUUCCAGUCGUGUGUCUUUGAUGUGGUGACCUCGGGGGAUGCCAACUUCACCAUGGCAGCUCACGGGGCCCUGGAGGAUGCCAGGGUCUUCCUUCCCAAUGCUGAGAAACUGCACAUCUUCCAGGCUGGGGCAGGCUGCCCAGACAUCUCUUCUUCUUUCCUCCUCCUCCUCCUCACCUCUGGUCUUUGGGCUGUUUUGUUGCACUUUUAACUCUCGCUGGCAUUGCAUAGAGCCAGUCCACAGGGGUAACGCGAGAGAGCUGCUGACUCAAGUCCCAUGCCUUGCAGAUCAAGAGGGUUGCCUUACCUAGGAUCAAGUGUCUCUGUGGCAAUAAGGAAUCAGAGACCCAGACCUUUGGAGAGGGGAGUGCUGCAGAUGAAAGACUGCGAGACACUGGCUUGCAUCCACUGUUCUCGCACGUACAGCACCAAUUGAACCUGGUUCCUCUCCUGAAGGCAGAUCACGAUUUUUUCUGUUGGAUUUGGAUGCAUUUCUUUUUUCUAAAGAUGAGGA